AUGCACGGCCCGAAGCGGAUAUUCACCGGGAAAGGGUUGGCCCAAUGGUUUUGGACCAUUAUUGUGUCGACGUCGCUGGCAUUAUUGAUUUUGCAAAUCGUGCUCCUCCUUCAAAUGUAUUUCUCGAAGCCGACGCUAUCGCAGGUCUCAUUUAUAGUUAGCGAAGGUGGAAUGGAUUUCCCAGCGGUCACAAUAUGCAAUUUCAAUCCUGUCAAAAAGUCAUAUGUGAAACAAAUGAAUGCGAGCGGCGACUUGUCGGGCGAAAUUUUGGAAUAUCUCCUUCAAACCAAUAUGAACACCAUCAUCCUGAACGAGCUCAAUGAGCCGAAUCGAUUUUCAUUGCACGCAAAUGCCGACGAUUAUCGACAACGGCAUCCGGAGCUCAAAAUUCUCAAGUUUUUGAAGGAGUCCGGCUACGAAUGUCGAGAAAUGUUCAAAAUUUGCUAUUUUCGAGGCAGAAGGUUCAAUUGUUGCGAUUACAUGACGACGAGAAUAUUGUCGCUGGGCAAAUGUUUCGAGUUGGACCUGCAGACGAACACGCCCGAAUGGAUGAGGAAACAGACGGCGCCGGGGGUCGAAGCCGGCCUCCAAAAUGUUGUCGACGCGCAUCUCGAAGAGGAACUCACCGGCGACGAAGCGAACGUGACGAACGCGAUAUUUUCGACGACCUAUGAGAAUGGCUUUCGCUAUUUUGUGCACACGGCGAAUCGCAACGCCGAAUUGUCGUCGGAAGGCGUAAGCGUCUCGCCGUCGCGAACCGUUUAUUCGGCGAUCAAGACGACGAAGCACAAUCUUCUCAGCAAGCAUGAAUGGGGCAAUUGCACGAAUGAGUGGCCGGCGAAUUACACAACGCACAUACCGUACUCGGCGACUGCCUGUCAAUACAUUUGCCUCGCUCAAUAUUUUUUUGAGACAUGCGGAUGCGCGCCGUUCACGUAUAACAUUGAUGGAAAGCACAAAAUCUGCUCGCCGUUUGAGAUUGUGAGCUGCAUGGACGCGCAUAUGGUCAAAACUGGGACGAAUGAGACGAUCGUGGACUUGCCGGAUUGCUCGGAAUGCCAUAUGGAGUGCGACAGCAUCACCUACACGGCAUUCAACUACUAUGGCGAUGGAUUCAAUCGCGGCGCGUUGGAAUGGCUUCUGAAGCAGGAGACAAACUUGACGAUUCGACACAUCAAGCAAAAUUUCGCCGUCAUCAAUAUUUUCUUUCAAGAAAUGUUCUACACGUCGUAUUCGCAGGUUCAAGCCACUUCAAUCGUUGAAAUUCUCAGUGACAUUGGUGGCAAUAUGGGAAUGUUUCAUGGCAUGUCGGUCAUCACAAUCACCGAAAUCUCGUUGUAUUUGUCGAAAGUGGUUUGGAUUGCGGUUUCGAAGAAGCGAAGGGACUACAUGUUGAGGAAAAAGAAGAUUGAGAAGGAGAAAGAAGUGCAAAUCGAAGAGGUUGUAAAAGAAUACCAGGAGAAAAUGUCGAGAAGGAGCUCGCAGGAGAAUAUUCGUCGAUAUCGUGUGGCGCCGAUCGCCAGCGGAAUUCCGCCAACAUUUGUGUUUGGUGAUGAAAUGGGGACAAGUCGUUCGAAUUCGAGCCUUGAAUCAAUGUGCGAAGUUCGAUUGGACAUGGACGAAUUGCGGAAGAAGCUCAGCGAACCCGCGCGGACAGCAAUCGGAGAGAAUUUCGGAAACGAUUAG
Messenger RNA from Caenorhabditis bovis, 1686 nucleotides. The record is from the annotation of a GenBank genome assembly. NCBI's taxonomy places the organism in Eukaryota, Metazoa, Nematoda, Chromadorea, Rhabditida, Rhabditidae.